CUAGCAACCACAGUUUAAACAAACAUGGCAGCUUCGAUGCGGUGCGUUCGUCUUCUUGGAGUCUUGCUGAGAUCUCAAUCGCCGCUUUUAGCGUCUUGCAAACCUUGUCAUGCGAUGAGUAUAACAUGGUCAAGAAAGAGCAGUUACGCCGUACAGUUUAAGGAAUUUGGAGAUCCUUGCAAAGUUUUGGAGCGUGUCGAAGAAGCUGUUCCCGACACAUUGGGCGCCGACGAAAUCUUGGUCAAAAUCCUGGCAGCCCCGAUAAAUCCUUCAGACAUAAACACAAUACAAGGAACCUACGGAAUCAAGCCAAGCCUUCCCGCGAAAGCAGGACUCGAAGGUGUGGGAGAAGUGGUUGAGGCUGGGCCACAUGUCAAAAACUUGGAAGUAGGAAAUUGGGUGCUGCUUCCUGGCGAUUCUUGGGGGACAUGGAGGAAUUUCGGAAAAGGGGACCAGAAAAGGUUUCGAAAGGUUUCCAACAAGCUCGACAUAGUAACAGCAGCUACCAUGACGGUCAAUACACCAACGGCCUACCGCAUGCUCUCCGACUUCGUGACAAUGAUGCCGGGCGACACGUUCAUUCAGAAUGGGGCCAACAGUGGUGUCGGACAGGCAGCCAUUCAGAUUGGCAAGAGUAUGGGCCUCAACUCCAUCAACAUCGUUCGUGACCGUCCCAAUCUAAAAGAGCUGAAGGAUAACCUGAAGUCCCUAGGAGCUGACUAUGUGGUUACUGAAGAGGAGCUGAGGACUCCGGUGAUGAAGGACAUUUUUGCUGUUGUGCCACCUCCGAAGCUUGCUCUGAACUGUAUCGGGGGCAAAAACGCCACUGACAUGAUGCGACACCUCAUGAAAGGUGCCACCAUGGUCACCUAUGGCGGGAUGUCACGGCAGCCUGUCAUAGUGUCAACGGCUUCUCUCAUCUUCCAAGACAUUAAAGUGGUUGGCUUUUGGAGAACACUGUGGGCCAAGGAGCAUGGUAACACCAAGCUCGAUGAUGAAAUGUAUGAUUACCUGACCAAGAUUUCAAUGGAAGGAAAGCUGCAGCCUCCUGCGCAUAACUUGGUUCCGUUCGAAAAUUAUGAGGACGCUGUUAGAAUGUCCAUGGAGUCAUUUGCGGGAGCGAAGCAGGUUCUCGUUAUGGAUGAAAGGUUUGCGUAAGGCUUGAGUGAAAUAUGAAGUGAGAAAGAGCAUUCGUUGCAGACUAGGCCAGGUAUGAUCGUGUCCGUUAGCUGUGGUCAAGGCUUAUCGUACUAUUUUGCUUCUCAAUGCCUGCUUUUUUUGUGUGGGAGAACGGUAGUUGGCUGUGUACCAAAUGCAAUGUUUAUUUGUGAAUUUCAUCUUCAGAGCUGAGAAUGCACCAAUGUUUUGUACUUGGAAAGCCUGAGUGAUAAACUUCAUACACGGUUGAGUUGCUCAGAAACUAAAACCUUGUGCAUGGACUCACUGUUACAUAUUGUGUAGAUACGUCUCAUGCUACAGUGUCUCACAGUCAGUGAUAUUGUGUUAAUUUCAUGACACUAGUCUUACAGAUGAGAAGUAUGCUUGGUUUCUUGAACUAUGCAGAUCUCUUUGUUUUUAAUAAUAAAAUUGAAUUUUGAAUGAGUAAUGAUUCCUACUUAAUUUGUGUCAUAUUCAUGGUGAAAUCGCCUUUCACAAAUUCGUAAAAAAAUUUUGUUACCAGUAUCUGAAAAUAAAAGAAUUAUGUUUUUUA
This is a messenger RNA of Rhipicephalus microplus (southern cattle tick), 1711 nucleotides long. RefSeq names its product enoyl-[acyl-carrier-protein] reductase, mitochondrial. Gene Ontology annotation, molecular function: oxidoreductase activity. Lineage: Eukaryota; Metazoa; Arthropoda; Arachnida; Ixodida; Ixodidae. Gene Ontology annotation, cellular component: mitochondrion. The record is from RefSeq and is a predicted model, not a curated record. Gene Ontology annotation, biological process: fatty acid metabolic process.